AUGGCGCAAGCCAGCAACAUGGACACGACGGUUGCCUUGCCGCGUCUUGAAGAUUUGCUCCGCCAUCCAGAAGAUCUUGAUAAGAUCAGUGGCUUGAAGGCUGAAUACCUACGAAAGAAGACAGCUGUCGAUUCACGGCUCCGAGAAGGCCUCCGAGAUCAGCUCGAGGCGGUACAACGCAGCAUUGGCGCUUUGACAGAGGGUCAGCGUCAAGUUUCGAAGACGAAAGAUGAGCUUCAGGGUAUUGAUAAGCUGUGCGCUGAGUCGCAGGAUAAUGUGGAGGACUUUGCGCAGAUCGAUAAGCUCGCGCGGAUCCAGCGGCACUUCGACGCUACGCUUAUGAUGAAACGCGGAUUGGAGAAUUUUGGUGCAGAUAUUCAGGAAGUGGAGGAUUUGCUCAGGGAGGAUGACGAGGAUAUGGAGAAUCAGCCUAAUAUUCUUCGUGCGCAUAUGCAGAUCUCACGAUUGCGAGAUUUCCGUGACGAGGCUAUGGAUCAGAUCUGCAAGGCUCAGGAUCAGAGCAGCGAGGAGACUCUUGAGGAGUACUUUGAGGGCCUGGACUCUGUUAUUGAGUGGUUUGAUGAUCACCUUGGAACUGCUUGUAUGAAUCUCAUACCUUUGGUGCAGGCAGAUAACAGAAGCAUGGUUGUUCGACUUGCUGUUGUUGUGAUGAAUGAAGAGAAGAAUGAUGAUACGGUCCGAGCUCUGCAGGAGGCCCAGAAAGAUCACAAGGAUCUGGCGAGUCGGUUCAAGUCUAUGAAUAUUGGUCCAAAGACGGUUCGCGGGUAUAAGGACAAAUUCAUCCAAGCUAUUGAACUAUACGCUCAGGGCCAAUUCGAAGAGACUCUUGAGAGUUUCCUCGGUGAUCCAGACAACCUUGAAAAGAAAUUCAGGUGGUACUUCAACGACCUGUUCACGGUCAAACAGGGCAUGGAAAGCCUUGUCCCGAAGAAGUGGAAGAUUUUCAGAACAUACACUGAUAUUUACCACCGCAUGAUGCACGACUUCCUACUCAGCAUGAUUGAUGACCCCGAGCUUCCAGCCGGCAAUCUACUCACGAUCAUCCACUGGAGCGACAAGUACUACAAAAAGAUGAAGAAGCUGGGCUAUGCUCCAACAGACCUGCAGCCCAACAUCCUGGACGACCGAGAACCCGAACUCGUCCACAAAUGGCAGAGCGUCAUCAUCAACGCCGUGGAAGAAUGGAUGGACAGAAUUUUCAACGCGGACAAGAAGUCCCUCGUCGAGCGUGCCGCAGACGCCCUGGACAACAAUGCAGAAGGUCACUUCCGCACGAAAACAUUGGCCGACAUGUGGCGCAUGCUUCACGAACAGGUCAUGGCAUCGGGUGCCUCCGACCGUGCAGAUCUAGUGGAAGGCGUUAUCGACGCCAUAUUCCGGCUUCUCAAAAGUCGACAGAGUGCUUGGCAAAAUCUCGUUGACGAGGAGUGCACCAAACAUCAAAACGGCAGCGCAGAUCAAGAAGGUGUUCAACUUUUGCAAGACUGGAUGAUUGGUGUCGCAAACGAUCAGAUCUCGUGCAUUGACGACAACGAAGAAGCCGGGGUAUUCGGAUACCUUACAAGGUUCAAGAACGACAUCGAGCCCCUUGUCACUCCCAAGUACAUGGCCACAACAGCAAGUAUUGAACUCGACGCACUGCGAGAUGGAUACGUCGAUCUAAGCACGCACUGCCUGGCGCAGUUCGUGAACAUUGUCUUCACUGUCGAUCUCGACACCGUCCUACCAGACAUCUUCACUUCACGAUGGUAUGGUGAAUACGCCAUGAAACGUAUUACUUCCACCUUUGAAGACUACAUGGCGGAUUACACACCAGUUCUCCACCCAUCCCUCGCCGAAAUUCUGGUCGAAGAACUCUCCGACGAGCUUUUGGUACGCUACCUCUCAUCAGUACGCAACAAGGGCGUCAAAUUCCGCCGCCAUGUCGAUCCCUUCACCGAGAAAUUCAAAGACGACGUCCUCACAGUCUUCGCCUUCUUCGAAAACUACCCCGAUUCCUUCGAGGGCACGAUCAAGCAGAAGUGGAGACUUGUUGAAUGGCUUGUCCAACUCCUCGAUACGGACAAGGGCCCUGCGCUCGUGAACGUCUACGAAGGUUUCAAAAUCGAGUAUUGGGACCUGCAACUCUCGUGGGUUGAGGCUGUGCUGCGCACCCGUGACGAUUUCGAACGCAGCAUGAUUACUUCUAUCAAGGCCAAGGCUGCUGAAUUGUCUGUUGAGCGUGGAAUGGAGACUAUCAUGAGUCGAGUUCGAUGA
This is a messenger RNA of Penicillium brevicompactum, 2277 nucleotides long. RefSeq names its product SNARE-binding exocyst subunit SEC6. Gene Ontology annotation, biological process: exocyst localization; exocytosis. Gene Ontology annotation, cellular component: exocyst. The transcript has a single exon. NCBI's taxonomy places the organism in Eukaryota, Fungi, Ascomycota, Eurotiomycetes, Eurotiales, Aspergillaceae. Gene Ontology annotation, molecular function: SNARE binding. The record is from RefSeq and is a predicted model, not a curated record. The coding region runs from base 1 to 2277 and encodes 758 amino acids.